Messenger RNA from Castor canadensis (American beaver), 1016 nucleotides. RefSeq names its product RAB39B, member RAS oncogene family (gene Rab39b). Gene Ontology annotation, molecular function: GTPase activity; GTP binding. NCBI's taxonomy places the organism in Eukaryota, Metazoa, Chordata, Mammalia, Rodentia, Castoridae. Gene Ontology annotation, biological process: Rab protein signal transduction. The record is from RefSeq and is a predicted model, not a curated record.
CUCUUACAGACAGUGCGGCGGCUAAGUGUCGCUUGUAUGCGGAGCAUUACAGUAACCCGUUUUCAGUGAUGAGUCAGAGUGCGUGGUGCUGAUGCUGCUGCCAUUUCAUCACCUUUGAGAGCGCUGCAUCCAUCCCUUCUCUCUCCCAGAGCCUGGGCCUACCUCGCUGCGCGCCCCCAGGCCAGUGAUGCCCUCUCGGCCGAGCUAGAUUGGGGCUGAGCCGCUCUCUCCAAGGCCUUGGUGGGGCGCCCCCUCCCGCCGCCCCAGGCCUGGGCCAAGGAGACCUGACAAGCUGCGGCCAUGGAAGCCAUCUGGCUGUACCAGUUCCGGCUCAUUGUCAUCGGGGAUUCCACGGUGGGCAAGUCCUGCCUGAUCCGCCGCUUCACCGAGGGCCGCUUUGUUCAGGCUUCGGAUCCCACCGUGGGGGUAGAUUUUUUCUCCCGCUUGGUGGAGAUCGAGCCAGGAAAACGCAUCAAGCUCCAGAUCUGGGAUACCGCGGGUCAAGAAAGGUUCAGAUCCAUCACUCGUGCCUACUACAGGAACUCAGUAGGUGGUCUUCUCUUAUUUGACAUUACCAACCGCAGGUCCUUCCAGAAUGUCCAUGAAUGGUUAGAAGAGACCAAAGUACACGUUCAGCCCUACCAAAUUGUAUUUGUUCUGGUAGGUCACAAGUGUGACCUGGAUACACAGAGGCAAGUGACUCGCCACGAGGCCGAGAAACUGGCUGCUGCUUACGGCAUGAAGUACAUUGAGACGUCAGCCCGAGAUGCCAUUAAUGUGGAAAAAGCCUUCACAGACCUGACAAGAGACAUAUAUGAGCUGGUUAAAAGAGGGGAGAUUACAAUCCAGGAGGGUUGGGAGGGGGUGAAGAGUGGAUUUGUACCAAAUGUGGUUCACUCUUCAGAAGAGGUUGUCAAAUCAGAGAGGAGGUGUUUGUGCUAGUCAGCCCUUUUAUUUUCAAAACAUGCUCUCCCUCUUGAACUUAAAAGUUACCAAAAUAAAUAGAAUCCUUAUGU